GGUAAAUGCUGCAUAUGCACGACAAAAGUGACCGCGAUUCCUCGCUGAAUACUACCUCUUUUGCUCACCUGUACGACCGCAAUUCAUCUCAAAAGACAAAAUGGCAAGUGGAAGGCGUUUCUUUGUUGGUGGAAACCACAAGAUGAAUGGAAACAAGGCGUCGAUCGAUGGAAUUUUGAAAAUAUUGGAAGAUGCACAGAUUCCUGGAAACACCGAUGUUGUCGUUGCCCCGCCUACCGUCUACCUCUCGUAUAUGAAUGCCAAGAUCCCAGCAGGAGUGAAUGUCGCUGCACAGAACUGCUACAAGGUACCCAAGGGAGCAUUCACUGGGGAGACGUCUCCGGCUAUGCUGGAGGAUCUAGGGGUAGCGUGGGUGAUCUUGGGACACUCAGAGAGAAGGCAUGUCUUCGGCGAGUCAGAUGAGUUGAUUGCUGAGAAGGUUGCUCAUGCCCUUAGCUGUGGACUCAAGGUGAUAGCAUGCAUUGGAGAGAAGCUAGAUGAGAGAGAAAACGGCCAGACCAAUGAAGUUGUCUUCCGUCAGAUGAAAGCUUUGGCCGAUGUGAUCACUGAUUGGAGCAAUGUCGUCAUUGCUUACGAACCUGUGUGGGCCAUUGGGACCGGUAAAACAGCGACUCCACAGCAAGCGCAGGAAGUCCAUCUGAACCUGCGCUCAUGGUUAACGGAGAAUGUGUCUGCAUCGGUAGCUGCCAACACACGGAUUGUGUAUGGAGGUUCUGUAAAUGCUGGUAAUUGCUGUGAUAUAGGACAGCAAGCUGAUGUAGACGGUUUCCUUGUCGGCGGAGCGUCAUUGAAAGCCGAGUUUGCACAGAUUAUCACUGCCGGGAGUGCGUAAUGCUGUCGUCAUACACUAUCAAUAUUAUAGUGCAUGAUAGUACAGAUUAUAUUCUUACAUUUUAUAGGUACUUUGAAAUUCCCUUGUGAGCAUUGCAAUAAAAUGAGAUUUGAAUUCAUAUCUACAGUUUAUGCUCACUCAAAUAAUAACCUUGUGGAUAUAAAGAUGUUAUUUUGCAAAAUGGAAUUUUGGCAAACCAACUCUGUUGAAAAUUCCCAGUAUUUGGUUAGGAAGUAAGUUGAUAACCGGGUAGGUGUUUUCUAAAGCUGUUUGCAGUUAUGAGCGACUUCAUGAUCAACUGGUGAUCCUUUCUUAUGGUAAAUGAUACGCCCUAGAUUUAUUGGUCUUGAUUUAGUUCCUAAGAAAGGAUCACCAGUCUUUCGUAAAGUCACUCGUAAGUUACGGAGAGCUCAUGAAACAUGUAGCAGGUUGUCAUUUGACUGAACUGUUUAUGGUAUUGAGUGUGAUGUUAAUAGUAAUGCUAUUAGUGUGACCCGAUGUGAUUUAGCCCACUUGAUAUUGUUAUGACCUAUUUCAAAGUGAUUGGCUACGUACCACCGAUAUUGCUACUUUUGAUCUGUCACCAAUGUUGCGGAAUUGGGCCUUGCCAUCAUUCAUAUUUUCAUGACCUGGCUUGCCUCUUGCAUACAUGCUUCUUUGAUGACAAUCAUUCAUAUUUCUAUAUACUGCCCUCUAUUUUGAGAAAAGUGUAAUGCAUUAUUAAAAUGUCCCACAAUGCAGCAUCAGCAGUAUGAUGCAUGCCUGAAGAUAUCUCUGAAAUGAAAAAAAAUAUUUUGUUUAGUAGAGUGAUAUCAGCAGAGAUCACUUCUCACUCAUCAAAUUCAAACUUGUUAAUUUUCAUAUAAAAUGAAAUAAAAUAAAAUAGUAAAGUAAAAUAAAAUGAAAUAAAAUGGUAGCACUAUAAACAAUGACAUUUGCAUAUGAUAAUAAAAUCGUACAAACAAUGUCAAUCAAGUUAUGUAUCUAUCAUUUUUCAAUGAUGGAACCUCAGAUAGUUCCCUCUGAUUUUAUGUGCAGAGGAAAAUUUUUUAUCAGUGUCAUUGACCUUUGACCUUUUAGCUUCUGCUUGCACAGGAAAAAAAUUUACAGGUUGGUACAUGUGGCACCACCAGCUUUGCUCUAUAAUCCACUCUGAUGUCGGGACACAGUUUGAAUAUCAGUAUUAUCCAGGCUUUGAAUUUCAAUAUUAUUUAUGAAAAGUGCACUCUUUUUAAAUUGGAUACAUUUUUAUAUAACAGCACAAAGGGGGAGGGGGCAGAAUGAACAAAAAAUGAACAAAAAUGUCUAAGCCAAUGAGAAGGUACUGGUGGCCACCCAAUUAUUGGCCUUUCAUGACACUGAUUAUCUUACUAUUGAUCAAUGUGAUGAAAUAUAUUCAUAUAUAUAUAGUUAUCAAACUCAUUAUUUUAUUUGAAAAUUGUUCCAAGUUCAGUACAAAAGAGCUCUUGUUUGCCGGGUGAUAAUUGAAAUAGUCCACCCUAUAUAUUUUGGACAUCAAGCAGACAUGACCAAGAAUGAUAUUUGAAAGCUACUGAAACAAAUACAUUUUAUGGUUAAUCAUCUGGAUUCUGUUACAGAUUUGUGGCAGUUUUCACAAACCAAGUUUAUGAAAGGGUCAUUUGAUGUUUCAUUGAGAAAAAUGUCAUCUUAAAAUUGCACUUGGGAAACAGUGCUAAAUGACCCUUUCAUUUUGCCCUCCUUAUCUUCAAAGCUAUUUACAUAUUGCAUGAAGGAUCAAUUAUGAAUGUGUGUUUUGAUGAUGUGUAGUAGUGUAUCUGCAAAGCAGUGAUUGAACAAUGUUUGAAUAAUACUAGGAAAAACCCAGCUGAAGGAAGGAGAAUUCAGAGAUAAACAUGUAAAACUAUGGUGUACUGAAAAAUUCCUUUUGGUAUAGACAGGGCAUGUGAGCUUUUCAAAUCAUUCAGUAAUCACAAUGAUUCCAAGACCAGGGAUGCACUUACCAUUGCCAUAUAAUGAAACCUGGUUCAGGAGAAUGAAGUUUGAUUUAAAACUCAAUAAUUCACGAGUACAAAAACAUUAUUUACAGUAAGACAAAGAGUCUAAUUUGUCAAUAAACUUUGUAUGGUCUGAUAAAUAUUAUUGUGCUCAUUUGGGGAUUUGAAUUCUUAUUGGACCAUGAUAUUGUUUAGUCAUUGAGCUACUAUCUGAUAGUAGGUCCGUGUUUCCAUUAAAUCGUGUAUCAUACCAUACUGUCUAAGGUCUAUUUCAUACAAUUACUGUAAAUGCUGUGAAUCAAAGAAGGUCAGUCUUGGCUGCUCAAUUGUUAUAUUAUGUAAUAUGGUUUGCAUUAUGUUUUUCGAAUUCCGUUUGAGGUUAAGUUCAUGAAAGGCUUUGUGAUCGCAUGUAUGGUAAAGUUAACAGCAUGGAAUAGUGCCAGAAGAUAGCAACUUUGUGUUUGAUGAUGUCAUGUUUGAUUGCCAAACUCUUAGCUGUGACCCUUUUCCACUUUUUAAUAGCUGUAAAUAUAAUCUAGUGAUAUUGCCGUACACUGAUUUGAAGGUAUAUCCGACAGACAGGAAGCUUUAUACGAGAUCUAAGAAAGGCUUGCUUUGGAGGGAACGGAAGAUUUGUGUGUCUGGUUUCAGCGUAUCCUUGCCUGAAUAAAAUCAACCAUAGUGUUUAUUAUCAAUA
Molecule: messenger RNA, 3526 nt
Organism: Lytechinus variegatus (green sea urchin)
Lineage: Eukaryota; Metazoa; Echinodermata; Echinoidea; Temnopleuroida; Toxopneustidae
Product: triosephosphate isomerase-like
Exons: 5
Coding region: 101-853 (250 amino acids)
Biological process (GO): gluconeogenesis; glyceraldehyde-3-phosphate biosynthetic process; glycerol catabolic process
Cellular component (GO): cytosol
Molecular function (GO): triose-phosphate isomerase activity
Source: RefSeq, a predicted model, not a curated record